GGGGCGGACCUUGGACGGGGAAAAAGAAGGGUGGGGGGGCUCAACAGCAGCAGCAGGAACCGCCACCUCGGUCAAGGGAAGCGGCGUUGACUCGGGAGCCCCUCGGACGAGGACUUGCUUCUCACCAGCCGUGUCCAAAAUGUCUUCAGAGUCAACUUCAGCCCACCAACGGUCUCCACCUCCCAGGGCUCUCCGUCUGCCCGAAGGCCGCCGGACCAGAGACCGUUCUCCUUCCCCUAUGAGAGGUUAUCUGAUCCCGAGCCCACUUCCGACUCGCAGGAACCGCACGUUUUCAGCGACAACACGAGCCGCUGAAGGGCCCACCUACAGUGGGGUGUGUAAAUGUUUCUGCCGAUCCAAGGGCCACGGCUUUAUCACGCCUGGUGAUGGAGGCCCAGAGAUCUUCGUCCAUAUUUCUGAUAUCGAAGGAGAGUAUGUUCCGGUAGCUGGUGAUGAGGUCACCUACAAGGUGUGCACCAUUCCGCCGAAGAAUGAGAAACUUCAAGCUGUAGAGGUCAACAUCACUCACCUAGCUCCGGGCACAAAACAUGAGACGUGGUCGGGACACGUGAUUAACUCCUAGACGGAGUUCUGCAGCCAUGUUGACUGAAGAGGACUAUUGGAUCGUGUUCAACAGCCCGAUGAGUUUUCUGCAGAUUGUGUAAUGGAAAACAGGGUUCCAAAGGUGGCCAGAUUAAAAAAAAAACCCUUUUUUUUUACAAAAAAAAA
Pseudonaja textilis is the source of this 729-nucleotide messenger RNA. It is a transcript of the gene CARHSP1, whose product is annotated as calcium regulated heat stable protein 1. NCBI's taxonomy places the organism in Eukaryota, Metazoa, Chordata, Lepidosauria, Squamata, Elapidae. The record is from RefSeq and is a predicted model, not a curated record. Gene Ontology annotation, biological process: regulation of mRNA stability. Gene Ontology annotation, cellular component: cytoplasm. Gene Ontology annotation, molecular function: mRNA 3'-UTR binding.